GUGCCGAGCUGGGCAGAUGAACAGGCCACUGCCCCGGUCCUGGAGGCGGAAGUGGAUUGGCGGGCUCAGCCCUGCCCCGGGGGCGGGGGCGGGGAAGGACAGGCCAUCCCUCUGAGUGGAGCCUGGCCACUGCCCUGGGCACCGGCAGGAGAGGCGGGUCCAGGCAGGAUUGUUGGUGGGGAGUCUGUGCUGAGUGCCGUCGCCGAGGCACUCGGGAGAUGUCUGGGCAGCGGCUGAAGGGGCCGGGCCAUCCACACCGGACGGUGCUGGCCGGGAAGAGGAUGGACCCUUGCCUGUCCCGGAGGACCUGGCCGGGAGGAGCAGAGCCGGGAGAGGCUGCAGGAUGGCAGGCAGGUGUACAGAAAGCCCUCGGCGAGGGUGCUGGACGACCUAGCCGGUCCCCACGGCCCCUGCCCCCGGCAGCCCGGGGCCCUCCUGACCUGGCCACACCGGGCGCUAUGGACUCCCCCGUCUACAACUGCUUUGUGGACAGGGACAAGAUGGACGCCGCCAUCCAGGACCUGGGGCCCAAGGAGCUGAGCUGCACGGAGCUGCAGGAGCUGAAGCAGCUGGCACGCCAGGGCUACUGGGCCCAGAGCCACGCCCUGCGGGGCAAGGUGUACCAGCGCCUGAUUCGGGACAUCCCGUGCCGCACGGUCACGCCCGACGCCAGCGUCUACAGCGACAUCGUGGGCAAGAUCGUGGGCAAGCACAGCGACAGCAGCCUGCCCCUGCCCGAGUUCGUGGACAACACGCAGGUGCCCAGCUACUGCCUGAACGCGCGGGGCGAGGGCGCCGUGCGCAAGAUCCUGCUGUGCAUCGCCAACCAGUUCCCCGACAUCUCCUUCUGCCCCGCGCUGCCCGCCGUGGUGGCGCUGCUGCUGCACUACAGCCUCGACGAGGCCGAGUGCUUCGAGAAGGCCUGCCGCCUGCUGGCCUGCAACGACCCCGGCCGCAGGCUCCUCGACCAGAGCUUCCUGGCCUUCGAGUCCUCCUGCAUGACCUUCGGGGACCUGGUGAACAAGUACUGCCAGGCGGCGCACAGGCUCAUGGUGGCCGUGGCCGAGGACGUGCUGCAGGUGUACGCCGACUGGCAGCGCUGGCUGUUCGGGGAGCUGCCCCUGAGCCACUUCGCCCGCGUCUUCGACGUCUUCCUGGUGGAAGGCUACAAGGUGCUGUACCGCGUGGCCCUGGCCAUCCUCAAGUUCUUCCACAAGGCGCGGGCCGGGCAGCCGCUGGCGUCGGACAGCGUGAAGCAAGACAUCCGGGCCUUCGUCAGGGACAUCGCCCAGACCGUGUCCCCCGAGAAGCUGCUGGAGAAGGCCUUCGCCAUCCGCCUCUUCUCCCGCAGGGAGAUCCAGCUGCUGCAGCUGGCCAACGAGACGGCGCUCAAGCAGAAGGGCAUCACCGUCAGGCAGAAGAGUGUCUCGCUUUCUAGAAGGCAGUUUGUGCACCUGGCCGUGCACGCACAGAACUUCCGCUCGGAGAUCGUCAGCGUGAAGGAGAUGCGAGACAUCUGGUCCUGGGUGCCCGAGCGCUUCGCCCUGUGCCAGCCCCUGCUGCUCUUCUCCUCACUGCAGCACGGGUACAGCCUGACCAGGUUCUACCUGCAGUGUGACGGACACGAGCCCACCCUGCUGCUCAUCAAGACCACACAGAAGGAGGUGUGCGGAGCGUACCUGUCCACAGACUGGAGCGAGAGAAAUAAGUUUGGAGGCAAGCUGGGCUUCUUCGGGACCGGAGAGUGCUUCGUGUUCCGGCUGCAGCCCGAGGUGCAGCGCUACGAGUGGGUGGUCAUCAAGCACCCAGAGCUGACCAAGCCGGCGCCCCCGGAGGCUGGCCCCACCCCCUCCCAACUCGCCCACGGCGCCCCCUCGGACCCGGCGGACCGGCUCUCGCCCUUCCUGGCCACCCGGCACUUCAACCUGCCCUCCAAGACCGAGUCCAUGUUCAUGGCCGGGGGCAGCGACUGCCUCAUCGUUGGGGGCGGGGGCGGCCAGGCCCUCUACAUCGACGGAGACCUGAACCGGGGCCGCACGGGCCACUGCGACACCUUCAACAACCAGCCCCUCUGCUCCGAGAACUUCCUGGUCGCUGCUGUGGAAGCCUGGGGCUUCCAGGACCCCGACAUCCAGUGAGGGGCCUGCUCUACAGAGCCAGAAGCUCUCGGGGACCUUGCUGCGCACCCACACCUGCAGAGGUGUCCCGCGGAGUGGCCCUGGGCUCCAUGUCCGUGCCCCUGCCCACAGAAGCCUGCACCCUCCGCCUCACCUGUGAGCUGUGCCCCGUGCUGUCCUGCAGUGCCCUGUGGUUUCUGUGGGGGGGCCAGGCCUCCUUUGUCACUGCAGGGACCCUGGCCCAGGGUCACGCUCGGACCCUUCAGUGUGGCCCUACCGCCGCCUCCAUCAGCCCCAGGCCCUGCCCCUCUGGCCCCGUCCGCCUGGGUCUAAAGCAGUCUCACCAGGGCAGACUGCCCAGCGCUGCAGGGAGCACCCUGCCUGAGGACCCCCAGCUUUCCUCAGCUGGUCCUGAGGGGCUGGGUACCGUGGCUGGGGGGUGGGUUCCACCCACGCCAUGUGUGCACACCCCCCCGUCAACUCACCUCUGUAUUGGGCCUCCGGAGAGGGGGUCCUGCCCGCCGCCCCUUCCUCUGAGCCCCCACAGCCACAGCCCUCACCUAGGCCGCCCCCUUUGGUGUGCAUUGACUGUGGAUGUCUGAGUCUGAACCAGGCGGUGCCCCUGCCAGCCCUCGGCCGCGUCACCGCUGGAGCACUGAAGUCUAGAACGUGGGGUACGGGAGCCGACGGGUGCUGCCUGCCGACCCGCUGAGACCCGGAGCUGGGCGCCGCUGCCCCGGCCUCGCCCAGGCCCCUGGAGUCCAGCCCUGGUCUACGGGAGCCGACGGGUGCUGCCUGCCGACCCGCUGAGACCCGGAGCUGGGCGCCGCUGCCCCGGCCUCACCCAGGCCCCUGGAGUCCAGCCCUGGUCUACGGGAGCCGACGGGUGCUGCCUGCCGACCCGCUGAGACCCGGAGCUGGGCGCCGCUGCCCCGGCCUCGCCCAGGCCCCUGGAGUCCAGCCCUGGAGAAGCAGUCACCACUUAGUGGUGAUUUCUACAUCCUGUGUGAAGUUCUUUGUGUACCUGUGAAGUGUUAGCUGUCUUUAUUAUCUUUUUCUUUUCUGUCAACCUGAAAGGUAUGUGUAGUGAUUAUCCUUUUUAAAGAAGGCAUUUUUUAUCUGAAAGGCAGAGCGACAGAGUGGAGAGGUGAUCCACCCACGGGUCCACUCCCCAGCGGCCCUGGCAGCCCCUGUUUCCCGUGAGGGUGGCAGGGACCCUGCUGCCUGCCAGGGUGCGCACCAGCGGGGAGCUGAGAGGCGGAGGUGGGGUGAGGGCGGCCCGGCCGCUGCGCCCAGCACCGUCCCCACCUAGAUUUUGUGUUCUCACCGUCGUCCUCGAUAUCUGAUGCGCGGCGUUCCCAACAGGCAGAACUCUAGUGGCCUGGUCCCUGCUCCGCCUCUGGUCCAGCCUCCUGCUAACGCCUGCAGAGGCAAUGCUGACGGCCUGAGGCCUGGGCCCCUGCACCCACCUCGGAGACCCGAAUGUCCGGCCCCGGCCCCUGGCUCCUGUGCUGUGUGGCCCCUUGGCACGUGGAAGGAAGACGUCUCCCUCUGCCUUUCAAAUAAAUGAAUCUUUUUUAAAAACAAGAAAUUAGUCAGUUAGGAGAAAUCGCGCGAGUUACUGAGUUUAUUUUAGAAAGAUUAAAUGUUUAUUUUUUUAAAUUGAGCCUAAUUUAAGCCAGUUUAUUAAAUUAAGUGGACUCAUGAACGUAGAAUUCAUGCCUGUAGGCCUUCGGGAAGUCAGGUUUUAACUGGGAGAGAGUCCUUUUCAUUGUGAAGCCGAGUUCCGGCUGCAGCUGUUCCCAGUUCUGCUGUUCCUGUGACUCCAUGUUUGGUUCUGCCAGGCUCCGGGGCACCUGGAGACGAGGCCGCUCCACGCUCGCCCGGCUCUGCCAGCCUGGAGCCUCUGUCAUCGCCUUGGGAAGGAGGACGCGCAGGCCGGCCCUGGCGCCACGACCCCUGCGCCGCCGGCAGUCCGUGAGGCACUGCUUGCCCACUCCCUGCUAUGGCCUGGGAAGGCGGCAGAGGAUGGCCCGAGUGCUUGGCCCCGGCACCCCCGUGGGAGACCAGGAAGAAGCUCCUGGCUGCUGGGACAGCCUGGCCCAGCCUGGCCAGUGUGGCCAUCUGGGGACUGAACCAGUGGAUGAAAGCCCUCGCUCGCUCGCUCUUUCUCUCUGUCUCUAACUCUGCCUUUCAAUUAAAUAAAAAAUAACUCUUGGGGCCGCACUGUGGUGUAGCGGGUAAAGCCGCUGCCUGCAGUGCUGGCAUCCCAUACGGGCGCCGGUUCAGGUCCCAGCUACCCUACUUCUGAUCCAGCUCUCUGCUGUGGCCUGGAAAAGCAGUGGAGGAUGGCCCACAUCCUUGGGCUCCUGCACCCAUGUGGGAGACCUGGAGGAAGUUCCUGGCUCCUGGCUUCGGAUCGGCCUAGCUCCGGCCGUGGUGGCCAUCUGGGGAGUGAACCAGCAGAUGGAGGACCUCUUUGUCUCUGCCUCUCUCUAACUCUGCCUUUCAAAUAAAUAAAUUAAAAAAAAAAUUGGUUCACUUUAAAAAAUAAAUAUUUUUUAAAAUCUUUUUAAAAAUUGUAAGAAAAAAGGCAUUCGGAACUUUAAAGAAUUAACUUUUGCAUUUGAAAGACACAGAGCUUCUGUCUGCUGGUUCGCUCCCCUGAGGCCUCUGUGUGCCUCACGUGGGUGCGGGGGCCAGGCCGUGCGUUGGUGGGAAGCCGGGUCAGAAGUGGAGCAGCCAGCACUUGAGCCGGAGCUGUGCUUUGGGACACUGACGCCAGCGUCACCAGCAGUGGCAUGGCCUGCGGCACCGCCGUGCCAGUCCCUCGUUUGGGCUCUUAGUGUUUCUCUUCUGUGGCUUGAAUGUCCUGUUUGCACGGAGAAGUUGGCACAAGAAGCAGGGGUCCAAGCAGGCCACACAAGUAGUUCCCGCCAAUAUCCUGGCAGCAAAAAAAGCAUGUGAGUUUAAAAAAAAAAAAAAUUCUGCUUUUUAAUUUGAAUGACAAACAGGUUCCCAUCUGCUGGUUCACUGCCCAAAGCCCACAGUAGCAGGGCAGCAGCCAGGGUCUCGGUCCACGGCGCCCACGUGCCUGAGCCGGCACCCGCUGCCUCCCAGCCUCCCAGCAGGAGCUGAACCAGGAGCGGAGCUGGGGGCGGUGAUGUCUGACAGCAGGUGAAGCCGCCGCCUGCCGCCAUCCCGGCUGCUCCACUUCCAGCCUAGCCACCUGCUGAUGCGCCUGGGAAGGCAGCAGAGGAGGCCCAAGUGCUUGGCCCCGGCACGCACACGGGAGACCUGGGUGGAGUCCCAGGUUCCUGGCUUUGGCCUGGCCCCGUCUUGGUCGUUGUGGCCAUCUGGGGAGUGAACCAGCGGAUGGAAGGUCCUUCUCUGUCUCUCCCUCUCUCUGCGACUCUGCCUUUCCAAUAAAUCAAAAUAAAUCUCAAAGAACGGUGUGUGGAGCUGUGACCCUGGGCUUCUAGAACUUACUGUGCCGGUAAGCAGCCCCGAAACGGGGGUUUUUAAAUGUAUUAAACAAUUGAUUUAUGUAUCUGAAAGGCAGAAUAACAGAAAUCUCCCAUCCACUGGUUUACUCCCCAAAUGGCUGCCCCAGCCAGGGCCAGCCCAGGCCAAGGCCAGGAGCCAGGAAUUCUACCUGGCUCUCCCACCUGGGCGGCAGGAACUCCCAGGCACGUCACAGGGCCGGGCUGGAACCAGCACUCCCACGCAGGGUGUGGCCGUCCUGGGCGGCAGCGCCAGCCCCGAGCUUUGUGAAAUCAUCCGGCCUGGAGGUUUUUGUGGUCUUCGUUGUGUCGAUGUCAAUCGUGCUAAGGACGCGGUGGCUCCCUCGUGUGCACCACAGCAGGACCGGCCGGGCAAAGCCAGCGCACGCUUGCCGUGUGGACACUUCAGCCGGCAUGCUGUCCGGCCCGCGGGCCCACGCCCCGGCGCGGGGCCCAGGGCUGGCCUCAGCGUGUGCAAGCUGCGCCGUCCAUGCAGGCCGUCCCCGCCUCCCCCUCCGUGUCCUGCUGACGCGCGCUGCCCACAGACGGCUGUGCAGCUCGGCUGCCUGGGACGCCACGUCCCGUGUCUGCGUGCCCGGGUCCUGGGCCCGGCUUGGCUCUGACUCCAGUUUCCUGGUGCAAGGCCACAAGUGUGGCUCGAGACCUUGGGUCCCUGCCACCUGCUCAGGAGACCCAGAUGGAGUUCGAGGCUCCCGGCUGCAGCCCGGUGUGUCCCAGCUCUGGCUGUUGCAGGUGUUUGGGAACUGAACCAACAGAGGGAGCACCUCUCUCUCUCUGUCUUUCAAAUAAAAUGAAGGAAAAAAAUGUUACAGAUUCCAGGAGAAAGCCUGUGAGUGCUUCCCCCGUAGCUGGCUGUGAGCCAUGGUCUGUGUGGGCCUCGGGCGCGUGAAUGAAUGUAUUAAAAAUGCGCUGACACUUUGUGAGCAGCUGUGAAAAACUGACGUAGUGACCUGUUUGCCCGGUGUCAGUGUGAGUCCUAAAUAAAGCACAAAGCACGCCGCCGUCU
This is a messenger RNA of Lepus europaeus (European hare), 6647 nucleotides long. RefSeq names its product TBC1 domain family member 24 (gene TBC1D24). The record is from RefSeq and is a predicted model, not a curated record. The transcript is spliced from 9 exons. Bases 219 to 2138 code for a protein of 639 amino acids. Lineage: Eukaryota; Metazoa; Chordata; Mammalia; Lagomorpha; Leporidae.